Molecule: messenger RNA, 3249 nt
Organism: Xiphias gladius (swordfish)
Lineage: Eukaryota; Metazoa; Chordata; Actinopteri; Istiophoriformes; Xiphiidae
Exons: 19
Coding region: 132-3233 (1033 amino acids)
Biological process (GO): neutrophil migration
Cellular component (GO): apical plasma membrane; cell surface
Molecular function (GO): calcium ion binding; protein binding
Source: RefSeq, a predicted model, not a curated record
CCAGCGAUCGAUUUCCGCAUUUCCUGUGUCCUCGAGAGCUUUAGGGAGUCUGGGCAGGUGAGUGACGGCACCGCACACCUGUCACUUAUUAGUCGAGUGGCUUCCAACCGAGCCUGGACUCGGAAGACAACAUGCUUUCCUUUGCUGGACUUACACGGAAAAUGAACUCCUUGGCGUUUUCAUUCCUCUUCUUCAUACUGGUGCCUCGUACCAUAUCGUUCGGACGCUGCGACGAUAUUUCCUUCUCGAUAUGUUGGAUGAGCAAGGACGAUGCUCUGGAGAGGCAAAAUGGAAACCUGUGGCUCAAUGACACCGCACUAAAAUCCAUCAGGAAGGUGGGUAAAGUCACCUCCCUUACAGUGGAUCCAGCUGUGGAAAACAAGCUAACCCUUAAGUAUGGAGGCUCUGUUCAGGCAUGGACUCUAACGAUUACUCCACGUACAAAAUUCACUAAAAUUAGAGGCCGGCAGAAGCCUCUGGAGCAUCCAACACAUGCCACUAAGGGCUUCCUGGACCUGUUGGGUCCAUCCGAGGUGUUUGCAUGUGAAAACGGCACAUUAUUUUUCCACCAGGAUGAAAACUUCUUUCUUGCUAUUGGCCACACUAUGCGUUUACCUAUCAAGCUGGAGUCCAGGAGUCCCUCUAUGUUGCUGGUCUCCUGGGUGGAGAACAGGCCAGCCAUCAGCAACAGCCACACUGUAACCCUGUACCGCACUGAGCUGGACUCCUAUAACACACUCAGCAUGGACUCUACCAUCCGCAGUCACUACCGCUUCACGGCUCUGGACUCCUGCAGCCCCUAUGUGGCCUGUGUGGAGAUUGCAGGCACUCGCUCCUUCACCUGCCUCUCAGCUCUUACUGACCCAGACAUUCCCAAGGACUUUGAGGUGGCGUCAUGGAACAGCAGCAGCAUAUCGUUGAUCUGGGACUGCCCUGAGAACCAAAAGUACUCUCUCUUCCUCCUGACCGCCUUCUAUCUCAAUGGGACGGACCACAUAACAGAGGAAGUGCCCCUCUGGCACAACGAGGACAGCCUUAUGUUCACCUUGCCUAACCUGUGGCCCUGCAGCAGGGUCAAGUUCGGCUUACAGACUGUUUGCCAGGCAGGGAUGGAGUCCCGCUACAGCAAGAUGGUCCUGAAUGACGGCAACUCUGUCCACUCCAGUAUCUGGGCCCUGCGUCAGACAUCGUUUGGCCCUGACAACUACACCCUGAGGUGGGAGGUGAGGAACACCUCGUCUAUCUCCAUGUUCAGAGUUUACAACGAUGGAGCGCUGCAGGGCACCACGCUCACGACCAGCUACACCGUUGGGGGGCUGCUGCCAUGCCAACAGUACCAAGCCAAGGUGGAGGCGCUGUGUGGAGAAAGUGUGCUCAUGAGUACCGAGACAGUCACAGCACACACAGGACCUCGUGGUGUGUCUGAGCUCAGGUACCGCGCUAACGACUCCACUGCCCUUUGGAUACCCGGUACCAUGCAACAGUCAGCUGUAGCCUUCCUAUAUGAGCUGUCCAUGGAGAAUGGCACCACCAUCCAUAGCAGCCGUGUGACAGACACACAGCUGCGUCUCCCGGGGCUGGAGGAAGGGAAGUCCUACAUCCUUGACGUAUGGGAGGAAUGUGAUGGACAAUGGGAGUCUGACCAUUCUCAUUUGUGUUUUGAGGGAGCUAACUCGUCUUCAGGGUUCCUUUUGAGGGCUGCUGGACCUUUCCAGGACCUAGAGCUGCAGUUAGAUUUUUCCAGCAUGGGUCUCACAAUGGUUGUGCCCUGGUCACUGCCUGAGGAUCCACAGGAUGAUGCAUCAGAACUAAGAACCAAAAUGGAGAAGAUUUUCAAAGAUAAGCUGCAGGAGCUGCUGGAAGAUUUCGAUCAGCCAGUCCGCGUCGAGCUGGCCACCUUUGAACCUGCAGAGGAGCCACACAAAACCGAGCUGCUUUUCAUGUCUUUUGAUGCUUCCAAACCUGACGAGGACCUGCCCCUACCUGUUGAGGAUCAGCUGGUUCACAUUCGCUCUCUGAAUGCAACCAACAUCACAGUUACAGAUGGCGUCAUUCACUGGGAUGGUGACGAUCUGUGUGCUUCCUUCAGACACACUUUGUGUCCCCGCAAUUCUCUGUGCAUCAACACUCUGGGCUCAUUUACUUGUGUGUGCCAACAUGGCUACUAUGAUGUGAGCCCUUUCAUCCAGCCUCCGGUGGCAUCACAGCCAGUCUGCAAUGAGAGAGGUCUUUUCAGCCAGUGUCUGGACAAACUGAUGGCUGGUGGAAUAGCAAAACCCUACCUGACUUCUUACAUUGGGGGGAAGGUUGAUGUGAAGCUGAAUGAUGGGCAGUGCACUGUGGAUGAGAGUGAGAUGUUCUAUUACUUCCGCACCUCACGAAAAUCAUCUGAAUGUGGAACAGAGAGUCAGGUAAACAAAACCCACGUCGAACUCCAGAACACUUUGAUUGUGACCUUGGCCAAAGAGCAAACCAUCAGCCGGCGGGACCUAAAAGUUGUCUGGAAGUGUGUCUACCCUCGGCAUUAUGUUCGCAACGCUCAAGUUAGCAUGGAUAUAGAGUGGCUCUCCUCCCUCUCCCUGGUGGAGUUCAACUCAUCACUGCAGCUGGUCCUGACCAUGACCCUGUACAGUGAUGAGUCAUACACCUACAGCUACAGGGAUGCCAUAGUCCUGAGACUUGAAGACACGCUGUUCUUCCAGGUGGCCCUGCAGACCAACAACUCUUUUGCCUCAGACGUGCUACUGCAGGUGGAGUCAUGCUGGGCCACUGAGAGCCCGGACCCACAGGAUACGGUCCAGGGUGUUCUUCUUCAGGAUGGCUGUCCCGUCGACCACACGUUCCACUGGCUCUCUGUUAACGGCCUGGCACAGAGAAGCAGAUUUUCCAUCCAGAUGUUCACCAUGCCCAAAGGGUUGCCCGUCUAUAUUCACUGCCUGGCCAACAUAUGUGGACAUGAUCAAGACUGUACAAAGAACUGCACCAGCCUGCAGCGCACCAAGAGGUCAGGGAGCCAGAUGGACAGAGAGGGGAAACGGGCGGCUGUCGUGUCUGCUGGACCUCUGGUGGUCGACACGAGAGCCAAGUCAGGAGUCCGGCCGUCUUACUGGGCAGAGCACGUGACCGUGAUCUCCAUUGUGGCCGGAUCAAUAGGCUUCUUGGGAGUAACCGUACUCUCAGUGAGUGCAACCAAAGCCAUCAUGACUUACUAUGAACAGCUACAGCUGCAAUAAAGUGCUUCAGACAUCA